This is a messenger RNA of Tetrahymena thermophila SB210, 1818 nucleotides long. RefSeq names its product MATE efflux family protein. Gene Ontology annotation, cellular component: membrane. The record is from RefSeq and is a predicted model, not a curated record. Gene Ontology annotation, molecular function: xenobiotic transmembrane transporter activity; antiporter activity. Gene Ontology annotation, biological process: transmembrane transport. The transcript has 4 exons. NCBI's taxonomy places the organism in Eukaryota, Ciliophora, Oligohymenophorea, Hymenostomatida, Tetrahymenidae.
AUGAGUAAAAAUAUAGUUUCUAUUAAUAGUAAUAAAGCACCAAAUAUUUAGCAUUCAUAUCUGAAUAGUUCAUCAAAUAAUGAAAGUGAUGACAAACCAGUACAUAACGAAGCUAAUUUUUACAAGAAAUCAUAGUCAGUAGAGCAUUUAAGAUUUAGUAGUCCUACCAAAAAGAUGAGAAGCUAAACUAACAAGAGUUUUGGUGCUAAAAAGUCGUUUUAAGAGGUAUAUUCUACAAGCAGAAUGUUUGGCCGCAAUACAAUUUAAAAAUACUAAUCACUCUUAGACUAGCCUUAGACAGAAAGCAGAACAGGUACCCUGCAAAAUAUAGAGAGAGGAUUGCUAGUUGAAGAAGAUCAAUAUGAAGAUAAUUAAGAUUAAGAUAAGGAAAUAGUAGAAAUAAACAUGGAAGCAAAUUUUAAAUGGUUAUUAAAAUCAUGCAUUGAAGAAGCACUAAGUUUCGCCUUAGAAUGGGCUCCUUCAACAAUUAUUUUAUAUUUCAUAACUUAGAAUAAUGACGAAAUUACAGUUAAAGGAUUUGGUAUAGGUGCCGUAUGGAGUAACUGCAUAGGUUAAGGUUUAUACUAUGGUUUAUGUAGUGGAUUUGAAACAAUGGCUUCUCAUGCUAAUGGAAAUAAAAACUAUUAACUAGUAGGACUUUUACUUAACAAAACAGUGUUUAUUUCAAUGAUACUUUUUAUUCCAAUUAUGUUAGCGAUGUUAUUUUCAGAGUAUAUUCUAAAUGUCUACAAUACAGACGAAUAAGCUUGCAAUAUUGCAAGCUAAUAUUGUUAACUUGUAAUUCCUGGCUUAUUCAUAGCCUCGUUUUAUUAUGCUUUGAAAGCUUUUCUGAAUGCUUAAAAUGAGUACAGAAUAUAAGUUUACACAGCGUCUAUCAAUUUGGCAACAGUUGUUUUAUAUAGUUAUAUUUUCAUUUAGUAUCUAGAAAUGGGUAUUAAAGGAGCUGCAUUAGUUUUCGUACUUAGUGAGUCAACUUGCUUAACAUUGCUCUCCAUAUUCACAUUUUUUAAAAAACAUCUUCACAAAUGUUUUAUUUCUUUGUCAAAAGAAAUGUUCAAAAACUUAGCUGAUUACCUGAAAGUUGCAGUUCCAAUUGGAUCAAUUGUUGCUGCAGAGUGGAUGAUUUUCGAAUUAACAGCCAUUAUUUCUUCUAAUCUAAAUGAUAAUUAGUAUGAAGCUCAUUUAGUUCUCUCAAACUUUAGUGCAAUGUGUUUCUAAUUUUAAAUUGGAUAUUCAACAGCAACAGCAACAUUUAUAAGUAAUGAAAUGGGUAAUUAAAAUGUAAAAAACGCCUUGAAAUACACAAAAUAUGCUCUUUAUAUAAUUUUAGGACACUUACUUAUUGUCAUUUUACCCCUUAUUUUUUUAAGAAGUUAUAUAGCUGAUAUGUUUACAAGCUCAUAAGAGAUAAAAGAUAGUUUACUUUCAGUGUAUUUUAUAUUCAUAGGAUGUUUCUCAUUAGAAUCAUUUUCUUCUAUAGCCUCAGCCUAUAUGAGAGCAAUAGCUUAAGAAAAUUAUACAAGUAUUUGUUUCUUUCUUUGUUACGGAGGAUUUGGUCUAGUUUCAAGCUAUCUUCUAGCUUAUUAGGCAGACUUAGGACUAAAGGGUAUUUGGUUAGGAAUGCUAAUUUCUGUAGGAUCUUAUAUUAUUUUGCUUGCAAUUUAAAUAUUUAGAGUUGAUAUAAAUGAAAUGGCUAAAAUCAUAGCUGAAAGAGUAGAAGAAGAUGAAGAAUAAGAAUAGUAAGAAAAUUAAAAUGAUUAGCUUGCUAUCAAAAAUACUGAAACUGAAGAUUCAUGA